This is a messenger RNA of Drosophila arizonae, 2064 nucleotides long. RefSeq lists its product as uncharacterized. Lineage: Eukaryota; Metazoa; Arthropoda; Insecta; Diptera; Drosophilidae. The record is from RefSeq and is a predicted model, not a curated record. Gene Ontology annotation, cellular component: nucleus.
CAUAUUCGACAAGAGACAACGGAAAAUGGAAUAAAAAUGUCUGACAAGAUGUCGAAUUACAAUAAUAUAUUGGAGGCACUGCAGAGUUUAAGCCUCGAUAACGAAACACAGCUUGCCGACACCAAAAAUGGCUCGAACACGCCACCAGUGCCAAACGACACUCACGACGAUCUUCCGUGCAGAAUGCCCCAAACAGCAGGUGAAAUGGACAACAGUGACGACACGGAUAUGAACUCGGACGUGAUUGUUGUUGAUUCCUCAAGUGCCUCGUCAGAUGUGAGCAUAUUUUGGUCAUCAGAUACUAGCACAUCAUCAAACGAAUCAGUAUUAAAGGUAGAUCAGUGGGAAUAUUCGGAGACAGAAACCAUACCAGAAACCGAAAGUGACAGCAAUGUCAAUGGCACUAAAGAGUCUUGCAUUAUGGAUAAUAUUGUAAGCACGCCCAUUAAGCGCAAGCACGACGACUACCUCAUCAAGAAGGAGAGUAAAUCUGGACCAUUGAAUGCACCUAAUCUGGGCGCAGAUGUGAAUGCAUCGCCCGUGCUGAAACGCAAUGUGACGACAACGCGCAGCGGACGAGCUGUCCGCGCAAGGAUUGAUAACAAGUUUGAUUAUUCUUCGGAGCCGCAGGAUGUGGAUUCAGAUGAUUCCGAUGACCCUGACUUUGGCGAUAACGAGCUCGAGGAUGACGACGACGAUGACGAAGAAUAUGUUCAAGAUAAUCACAGUGAGCCAACGCGCAAACAACGACGCAUUUCCAUGCGCAACAGCUGCUGCAGCAGCGAUGCCAGCUCAUUGCUUGAAUCGGAUGCGUUCAUCUAUUUGGAUCUGAGUCGACCAGUUGCCAUUGUUACCAGCGAGCCAACGACUGACGAGACAGUCGAGUUCGAUAGUGAGCUGAAGAUACGUCUGCAAAAGUUUUUGGGCCUUGUUGCCCGGCAGCGCCGUCUCUACAAUCCCAUGGCUAACUUUGAGUACGAGGACAACCAUAUGGAUGAGGAUGAGCCUCCGUCGCUGUUGCACAGUCGCUUAUGGACAUCCAAUGCCAACGUGCAGCCCCAAAGUACGCCCACAGUGCCGGAUAAACGCAAUCCGGAGCCAUCUCGUAUAAGAGCCCUCGGCUCUAACUUAACCAAUGAAAUGAAGAUGCUUCUCAUGGACGACAUGGUGCAGCGCGCCAAUGCCAACUAUUUUGAGAGCCAAACGCCCGACCAUAUCAAGGAGCCCAUCGACUUGAGCGGCUUACCCAGCGAGGAGCAGCGUGCGCUCACCUGUCAACAGCACAAGAAGAUUGCCAGUAUGAUCGGGCCCCAUGCAGCCCUGUAUAACUUUGUGGAUUCGCUGCGAUCGACCACGCCUUUGAAUAUGUGUCAUCCGCUCGCUGUGAACUAUCGAAAGCGGGACUUUGGUGCGUGCAAGGAGCAUCUGGCUAAGACCCUAUUCCAUAUACUCAACCACCAAAUCUUCCACUGUGGUCUGCGCCCCGAAAUUGUGUGGAAGAGCUGCAUGAAUUCACUCAGCAGCAUCGAGCAUCGCAUCGAAUCUGGCGGGCAGCGCAGAUCGCGCAUUAUCCUAUGGCAGAAUAUCAAGCACCCCGGAAUGGUGGUGAAGGAGCUGCUCCACGAGAUGUGCCAUGCGGCUGCCUUUCAGUACCACGGCGAGACGGGGCAUGGCGACAACUGUCGCAAAUGGGCUUAUCGCGCCAAAUCGAUGAUGCCCGAGCUGCCGGAAAUAGUGGAUUGCAAUGCCAGCUACAAGUACACCUGUCUUCUGUGCCGUGCCCGCUCCUUCGGGCGCAUCAAGUUCGAGGACGAGGCGUCGCGGCUGCGUUGCUUCUACUGCCAGUUCGAGGUUAACGUAGAGUCCUGCACCGACGACGUCUACAACCUGUCCUUCACCGAUCAGCUGGUAACGCCUUACAAGGAGUUCGUGCGCGCCAACUAUGGCAAGUGCCAGCAGAGCGGCCACAGCGCCAAAAUGCGAGCACUCAACGUCCUAUAUAGGGAGCACCAGCAGCAGCUAUCUUCUAAUUGAACCCAAAACAAAGAGCUUUAAAAUUGUUUU